This is a messenger RNA of Schizophyllum commune H4-8, 603 nucleotides long. RefSeq lists its product as uncharacterized. The record is from RefSeq and is a predicted model, not a curated record. The transcript is spliced from 6 exons. NCBI's taxonomy places the organism in Eukaryota, Fungi, Basidiomycota, Agaricomycetes, Agaricales, Schizophyllaceae. Bases 146 to 499 code for a protein of 117 amino acids.
UCCUACCGCCCUGCCUCGCCUCCAAACUUCCACUGGCGCGGAGGCGAUUCCUCGACACCGAUCAAUCAGGGUCCCAUCAUUUGUCACAAUCAAACACGCGUCGGCCUGGGCGCCGGCUCCCUGAAUUCGAAGAGAAGCGCGGAAGAUGGGCCGUUGGGGCUUGGGAGGAGGAGGGGUGGGCGGCAAGGAAUAUCCGGAUGACAGAGGGCCGGAACUGUUUGGCGAGGUGGUGGGGCAUCAAGGGGAAGAUGUGGCGGUCCUCUGCGAGUCCGUGCGCUUGGUGGAUUCGUAUAAAGGGCGGGCACUCGUCUUCGAGCUCACCUUGACCCUUGAGUUAUUACUUCGAAUUUGCAUCGUCUGUGUCCCAUGCACGACGCCUCGCCGAGCGCGGCUCUUAGCACAGCGAUAUUGGGGUCUAUGCUCGAGUGCAACUGAUCGACCCCCUCAACAUCGUAUGUAUUGCAGUGAUCGCUAUUACGCCUUUCGGCGGGGACAUUGAGGGCGCCGGCUAGGCGACGACGGCGACGACGACGACGCACGGGAUCCCGUCCGUCCGCUGGCGCGCUCACAUGUUCCUCUGCGUCCUUGACUCCCGCGCCAGCC